GGCGGCUUGGCGGAACCAGCCCCGGCUGAGGAGCAGCGGCGACUCCGGGGGCCGGGGCCAGGGCUUUCCGGGCUUCGGUGAAGCCGCCCGGGGCCCCAUCUUCCGGGGGCCGCGAGUUCGUGGUGAUUGUUGCUGCCGUCGCCCCGGCUGCCAUCUCCUCCUCCUGGGCCGCCACCUCCUCUUCCUCCUCCUCCUGGGCCGGCCUGAUUCCCUCCUCGCUGCCGCCUCCUCCUGGGCUGGGCCCGCGGUGUCUCGUCCCCUCGCGGAGCCGCUCCUGCAGCCGCCGCCGCCGCCUCCUCAUUCAUCCUCGUGCACCAUAGGCGGCACAGGCUCCAAGAUGUCCAACCGAGUGGUCUGCCGGGAAGCCAGUCACGCCGGGAGCUGGUACACAGCCUCAGGACCUCAGCUGAAUGCACAGCUAGAAGGUUGGCUUUCACAAGUACAGUCUACAAAAAGACCUGCUAGAGCCAUUAUUGCACCCCAUGCAGGAUAUACGUACUGUGGGUCUUGUGCUGCCCAUGCUUACAAACAAGUGGAUCCAUCCAUCACCCGGAGAAUUUUCAUCCUUGGGCCUUCCCAUCAUGUGCCCCUCUCUCGAUGUGCACUUUCCAGUGUGGAUAUAUAUAGGACACCUUUGUAUGACCUUCGUAUUGACCAAAAGAUUUACGGAGAACUAUGGAAGACAGGAAUGUUUGAACGCAUGUCUCUACAGACAGAUGAAGAUGAACAUAGUAUUGAAAUGCAUUUGCCUUACACAGCUAAAGCCAUGGAAAGCCAUAAGGAUGAGUUUACCAUUAUUCCUGUACUGGUUGGAGCUCUGAGUGAGUCAAAAGAACAGGAAUUCGGAAAACUCUUCAGUAAAUAUCUAGCGGAUCCUAGUAAUCUCUUUGUGGUUUCUUCUGAUUUCUGCCAUUGGGGUCAAAGGUUCCGUUACAGUUACUAUGAUGAAUCCCAGGGGGAGAUUUAUAGAUCCAUUGAACAUCUAGAUAAAAUGGGUAUGAGUAUUAUAGAACAAUUAGACCCUGUAUCUUUUAGCAAUUACUUGAAGAAAUACCAUAAUACAAUAUGUGGAAGACAUCCCAUUGGGGUGUUAUUAAAUGCUAUCACAGAGCUCCAGAAGAAUGGAAUGAAUAUGAGCUUUUCCUUUUUGAAUUAUGCCCAGUCAAGCCAGUGUAGAAACUGGCAAGACAGUUCAGUGAGUUAUGCAGCUGGAGCACUCACAGUCCACUGAAGCUCUGAAUCCUCAGGGAUGCCACCUGCACAUGCGCAUACUCUGUCUGGGUCCCAGGCUAGCCCUUACAAAGAUACUGUUCCUGGUUUUGGGGGAUUCUGAAACCUCAAACUAAUAGAACUUUCUUCUUUUCUUUUCUAGUAGGUGUAGUCCUUCCUUAAUUUCAACUCAUUAAAAAAAUGCUUUAUUGUUUAGGGCAGUGGAAGGAAGGCAGGCAUCAAAAUAUUUUGAUCAAAAAAGAUGACAAUAUAAAGGCCCAGUUGUGGCAGACAGUUUUUUUCAAAGUAACCUGUAAAGCAUUUACCAUAUCCUAAAUUUGCACUCUUUGCAGACUUGUGCACAUAUAUUCUGCUUUCAGAAUAGUUUUGCAAACUGUACACAAACAAAGAAGGGUGAAAGCUUUUUAAUAAAGAAAUUGCAUUUAUAAAUGAUCUGUAUUAGAUUAUAAUAAAUCUCCAGUUAUAGACAAUUACUACCCGUGUUGUACAACAGAUACCUUCUAUUUUAGUUGCUAAUAAAGGGCUACACAACUCAAAAUAGUCUGAUUUAAACUUAUUGCUCUGUGGUAUAUAUGAAAAUUGUUUUUUAUUAAUUUCAUCUCAGAAUUUUUUAUGUUUAAAAUGGUAAACCUCAGAUAUUAUGUAAAAAUAUUUUAGGAUGUAUUUUAUAUUUUACACAUUUAUGUGAUUUUUUUAUCACAGAAAUUAGAAUCAUAAUUUUAAAGUUAGUUUUUAAAAUAAUUUUUCUUUUUGUGUGUGACAUCCCUUUGUGUCAAAUACUAUAUUGUAAUAGAAUAUAGAUUUAAGAUCGGAGAUUGGUGAAAGAGCAUAGAUGUAGUCCUUUACUGUCAAAGAUCCUGUUUAAUAGACAGUAGACUGCAAAUGAGGAAACACUAAAGAAUGUUCUUGGUGUUUCUCAAAUUAUUGCAGACCAUGCACUGCUCUUCUUUUCCAGUGCUUUAAGCAAUUUACCUUUUUACUUGAAUUUUUAGAAAGAAAUUAACUCCCCCCCCCAAAAAAAAAGCCCACUGGAUAUUCUUACAGUUCUAAGAAUUUUUUUUGUCAUAACUUUUGGUGAGGCUCUUCCAACUAAAAUAAUGGUAUGGUGUUGUAUUACUUUCUUUCUUAAGCAUAGACCAAUUCUAACCAUUUUGACAAAAAAAAAUUGUAAUUUAUUUUAUUAAUUAUUGCCUUUAUGCAUGCACCAGAUUAUACCUAUUAUAACAUAAUACUGGGAAUCAGUAUUACAUUGGAGAGCAUUUAUAUCUUUAGUAUUAUACCAGAAUAGCACAACUUUUAGAUGCCUUGCACCAAUUUUACUUAAAGAUUUGCAUUUCUUAUUUAUUAAAUAUCAAUUUUCUGUACUUAAGGAUUGAGAUAAAACAAUGUUACCUUUCAGAUUCAAAAUUACCCAUCUAUAUAUGUGGAAAUUAUAAUCUUACAUUUAAAUAAUUUAUUUCCCAUUAUUUAGAUAUACUUUUGAGUACUAUGGAUAUUUAUUCCUUGUUUUAUAGACUAAAAAUUUCAAAAUUGACUCAGUAAAUUGCGUUUUUAAAAUGUUGUCUGAGUAUAAAACUAAUACAUGAUUAUUAUAGAAAAUUUGGAAAAUACUGAAAAGUUAAAAGAAAAAAUUGCAUUCUCACUACCCAGAUAUAGCGCUGUUAAUAUUUUGCUGUAUUUCCUUUUGGUCUUUGUCUAUGCUGUUUAUGAGUGUAUGUUUGUGUGUGUGCUUAAUAACAAAAUUGAAAUUAUACUGACCAUAAUGGUUGUUUACCCAGCAUUUUAUAAUUUCACAUCUUAUAAGCACUUCCCCAUAACUUUGAAACUGUGAUUUUUAAAAAAUGGCUGCUUAAUAUUCCAUUGUGUAAAUAUAUCAUAAUUUAAGCAGUCUUUCUUUGGAUAUUGGAUUAUUUCUAAUUUUUCACAAAUAUAAGUAAUAGUGGAAUGGGUAUCCUUGUACAUAAAAUUUGAACUCUAUAUUAAACUAGUUUUUUAGAUUAUAUUCAUGGAAAUGGGGUUGUUGGUUUAAUGGUGAGAACUUUUUAGGCCGUUUAAAAUAUUGCCAGAUUAUCCUUCAGAAAGAUUAUACCAAAUUAGCAAUUUAUGAGCCCCCAACUACUGCACCUUCACCAGUAUUAUUAUUUUUUCUAAUUUUUAACAAUUUGUUUAGUAGUUUAAUUGGUUGUUCAUUUUAUCAUCCUAUAAGAAUUACUUUACAAUGAAUUAUUUUCUUCUGUUUGUAUUUUACAGUUGAUUGAUUUUAUAAAAGACAAGAAGUUGCCUAAAUUGAGUGGAUUGUAGCACUGGGAGUAUGUUUAUGGUACUUUUAAAACUCUAGACUAUUUCAACAUCACCCCCCUUUUCUUAGAAUAUAGGUAUAUUUUUCAUAUCUGGUCAUGAAGCGGACAGAGUUCUGAACCAGUAGUUGAGUUGUUGAGUUUUAGUUCUCUCUCCAACUAACUUGCUGUCUGUCCUUAGGUAUUUCUUGUCAUGUGGACAUUUUCUCAUAUGUUAUUUGUAAAAUGUGUAAAAUCUCUUAAGCAUCUUUCAGUUUCCAAGUACUUUGAUGUUGUGACUUUGCUUUUUAGAGAUUCUGGUGUCAACUACUUAUGCUACAAAGCUACAUGAUUGAAUUACAUUAGAAUUGUUAUCUUUUGUUUUCAGCUCUACAUAUAUAAAAAUGAAAGUCUUGUUUUUAACACAAAAGGGAAAUUACCUAAAUUGUUGAUCUUAAGCUUUUCUACUUUAAGUGCCUUUAAAAACAUUUUGUAUUUAGAAUCUAAAAUGUCAAGGCUAUUGCUAUGUAGUUGCUUCUUUUAUGUACAUUUUAAGUUAUUUGCAGCAACUUUUUUUACCUUAGAUUGCACAGAACAGCAUAUUCAUGGAUUCUUUGCUCUUCUGCUGAGUGAGUCCUUGAGAAAUGUAUGCUAAAGAUUAGCUCAGUUAGCAGGUAAGUGAAUACUCUGUUUUGGGCGGGCAACAAAUCUCAUACCGAAGUAGAAUAGAGGACUAUUCAGAUGUUCCAGUGUUUAUAUUUAGAUAUUCCAAAAGGGAUGGACAGUGUCCCCAGCUAGUUAAUGUUUAUUUUUAGAGAUCUCAGAUUUUCCUUUGAUAGCAAAUAGUUCAUUCUCCAGGUUUAAGGUUUGGCAAAAGUUUUCUGUAAAGGGCCAGAUAGUAAAUGUUCUAAGCUUUGUAGGCCAUACGGUCUCUGUCACAACUAUUCAGUUUUGCCAUGGUAGCAUGAAAGCAAUCACAGAUAGUGUGUAAAUUUGUGAGUGUGGCUGUAUUCCAAAUAAAUUUUAUUUACACAAACAGGCAGGGAGCUGGACUUAGAGCUGCAGGCCGUAUGCAGUUUGUUAUCCGGCCCCCCCUCCCAGAUGAUGUAAUUCACUUGUCGUCGAAAUUAUUGGCUAAUAAUUUAAACUGCAACAAGUUAUUUUAAUUUUCUACCACCCCAAUCCUCUCUUAAUUUGAUGUAGUCUGAUUGGCUGGGUCUCAGUGUUAUUUAGUUUCAUAAAGCUAAGUGUGAAGUGGGAAUGGGAAACUAGGAACUGUUGGGAACUAGUUUUAAGUGCCUUGAAGGCCUUUUAUGUACUGGAGACCAUUAGAAGUUUUGCUCUGCUGCCAUAAAUUAAUCACCUGAGUGAUCUUUGGAGGUUUUGAUCAAUUGUGCAAAUUCUAUAAAUUAUUGUAAGUGCUUGACUACCUAGAUGAUAGUAGACAAUUGAUCGGAUGAACCUUUUGCAAGUUUAUCUGAAUAUACUAGGACACUAGACCAAUUUUUUAAGAAUGACUGUGAAAUGUGAGACUUUAUUUUGCAGUGUAAGGCAAAAUAAAUACCAUCUUCCAUCGCUAUCACUUUAUUUAAAGAAUGACACUCCUUCCCCCAGUAUUUAGGAAGGACAUAAAUAAACUCAGAUUGAAAGAGUUAUUUAACUUGAAUAACUUUAAUUUGAUUUUAAAAAAUUCCCAUACUAUUCUUUUAUCAUUUACUCUGGAUCACUGAAAACUUCAUCAAGGAAAUAGUACCAGUCCACAAACGGGCCUUUGAGAAGUACUGUGAUACAGUUGUGAAAGAACUAAUGUACUUAGAAAACUGUUAUUGAUUAAGAGGUAUACUAAAAAACCACAUGCACUAUGCUAUUCGGACCUAAGCUUUUAUAUUAUUGUUAAAUUUUAGUUACCAUAUUAUGAGAAACAUUAUAAAUUAUAGUUUGCAUAGGGAGGUAACCAGAAUGUUGAGAGUCCUAGUUAUUUUGGGGAAUGGGAAGCAAUUGAAGAAAUUGGGGAUAUUUAUUUUGGAGAGGAGAGGUUGAAAGAGGGAAUUUUCUUCAGAUAUUUCUAUGACUGACGUGUAAAAAAAAUAGAAUUGUUCUGUGUUCUAGACAGAGAAAUUAGGAGAAAGAAAUGGAAAGUUUUAGUUCCACAUUUAAUGUUCUCUAAUAUGAAAAUCAGCUCUGUUCUCAUAAAGUUGUCAGAAAUAUUCAAAAAAGCUAGAUUGGUGGUUCUUAAGUAGGGUCCCUGGACUAUCAGCAUCAGUAUUACCUGGGAAUAUUGUUGGUGUAGCUCUAACAUUAUAGAUCACCAAGUUGGAAAAAAAAAAAAAAAAAACUAGCAAAAUUAGUACAAGUGAAAUGGAACUUAUUUCAUUUGUAUAAAACAUUUAAGAGAAGUUGUUUAAAAAUAAAAAUUGAUUUUGAUCAUUUAACUUUAAACAUGUUAAAAAUUGAUGACUGUUACAUAAUUAUUACUGGUGGAACACUGAACCCUUAGAAUAAUCAAUUACUUUCUUUUUAGUCAAAACAUUUACAUUUAACAUACAGUCUACUGUUUCCUAUUAAGUUAACCUUUGAAUAAGUGGCUUAAUGUUCUUAGACAGAGGUGCUUCUUGAAUCUAAAAUAGAGCCGUAUCAGCAGUAGAAAAGGGUAUUGAGGGAGUGUGAUCUUUUGAAACCUAUGAAUGUCAAAAUAUUAAGAGGGGAACCAGUAUAAGCUGGCAGAUAGGUUUUCUCUGCCCACUUUCCCAUCCCCUACCCCAAGUGCAUAUUUGCAAAUACAAGUGAGUAGCAUGGCACACUAUCAUCAAUAGCCAUGUGAUAGCUUGUAAAAGCUCCUCACGUUAUGCUGGUAACUAUGACCAUGGCCUCUUUAAAGUUACUGUUGUAGAGGGAUUUUGUUUGCCCACCCUGUCUUCAUGAGUUCAUUGGUACAUUCUGCUUUUUGGGUACUGUGUGAAGAACUUUAGAGUUUCACAUUUGUCAUUUAUUCAGGGGUUCUCGGGUGGCCCCAGAGUGCUUUGUUUAUACUUAAGAUGUACCACAUUUACUGUAUGUGUGUGUAUCUGUGUGUCUGUGUUUAAUUUUAAUGCAAGGUUUUGGCCAUCACCCUGUAAAAUUAAUGGCAAGAAUUUUAAAAGCCAGUUCUUCUGAUUUUGGAAGCCAUAAUAUAAUGCAAUUGGUUUUUCAUUAUAAACUAUAAUUAUGUUCCAGUGCACAUCUCAUACUGUAAAAUGAGGUUUAUAUCUUCUUAGAUGUAGACUUUUUUUUUCUGUCAUCCUAAUAAUGACCAAAGAGAAUAGAUAUAUCAUUAUUGAAAGGCUUUUAAAGGCCAAGUGUAUUUGGCUAUGAGCAGGGGCUGAGUUCCAGUCUUUAAAUUUGCCAAUGUAAAUUUUUGGAAAAUAUUCUGAUUUUUCUGACCACAAUAGUCUGAAUUACUUAAUGAAUAUGAUCUUACAUACAUAUAAGUAAAACGUAUUAGAACAAGGUUGAAAACUAAACAAAUAUGAGGUGUUCACGUGUGAAUCACAGACUGAAUUUUAUGUUUUUGUUUAAUUAAAUACUCUGUUGAAUUAGAUUUAAUAAAAUUAUUUUUCAUUUAAUGAUUUUAUAAAUGGGAGAUUUUUGGAGAAGAUUUUUUUUCCCAUUUAAAACUUAUCCAUUUGAAUCUGACACAUAUACAUUCAAAAUGGUGUUUGUAAAAUUUCAAAAUUUUAAAGCAUGGAAAACAAAGACAGUCUUCAUGUGAAUUGUUUUCUAAAGGCCAGCAAAGCAUAACCUUUUAAUUGGAAGAAAUUUUUAAUUGGCUUUUUUCAUUUUCAGAUUUUAAUUGUGGAUACUAGUACCCUUACUAAUUUUAAAGGAAGGUAGACUUUAAUAUUCCUAAGCCUGCUGUGUAAUGCCAAAUGAAAUGAAUGGUAAUAUAAGUGAUCUGGUAAAUUUGAAUCUAUUGGCCUAUGAUUUCUAGCUCAUGUUUUGCAAUAUAUUUCCUGUGGUGUUUAAAGUUAUUUCAAAGAUGUGGCCAAGUUUUUAAAAGAAUUAAUUAAAAUGUGUGCUUUAGCUGCUUGCCCAAGUCCCAAGUAGAAAAGACAUUAUGGUGUGCUGGAAAAACUGGACUGGAAUCUAUUUUCGUCUGUGCCAAUAAGUAGCUACUGCUUUGCUAAAGCAAAUCAGUGCUCCUUUCUAGGGUGGAGUGUAUUUUUUUUUUUUUUAAUUAACGUGAGUUAGAGAAGAAUAAUUUGACUUCUAAGGGCCUUUCUUUUUAUGAGAAUAUUAGAAAUAACUUAUUUAAUAUUUGGUACUUUUAAACUUUAAAGUGCUUCUCUUAAUCACAACUGGAUUUUACUGAUAGAGAAGCUGAGGCACAUAACAAAUUCCAUGAUCUAUCUUAAGUUUGCUGGUUAGUAUCAGAGCUGGGACAAGAAUUCAAUUCUUCUAAUUUUCAGUUCUGUGUGUUUCAAAUACUGUACUAUCUUAUUCUACAUUUCACUUUUGGUGCUGGCUGUUUGAGAUAUGUUGACAUCAAAUAGUAAUGGAGUUUCGCACUUCAGUAAAAAUGGGAGUCAUUUAUGUAAACAUCUUCUUUUGGUGGGUUCAGAUACUCCUGAUAACUCUGUAGACUUCUGUUUUCUUUGCUGGGAGAUUUACUUUAAGACCCUGAAAUUAUGCUUUGUUAUUUACAACAUUAAAAUGCACUGCUUCUUUGUAUGGGACAGUGACAAAAAUGAAAUUUAAAUUAUUUUGUGUAUGAGUCUUACUGAUGAUGAGAUUUUGUAACAGAUACUUGACUCUCUCCAUUUUGAGUGCAUGCAUAAGGUGUCCAGCAAACACCUGCUUCUCGGAGGAUUGUUUUGGCUGCACACAGGGCAGGCUCUAAGUAACUGGGAAGAUAAUGCCCUGGGAGCAGCCCUCAGCCAGUAAUGGAUGGGAAUUGGAAGAUAAUCAUUCCAGCUUCCUUGCCUUUCUCUUCUGGUGGUUCUCUGAGUCGUGUUCCACGCUGUCUCAGAGUUCCCAGAGGGACUGGAUCUCAUUGCCCUCAGUGAGAAAUUGUUAAAUAUGUAUUCUUUAUUUUCUUCUUCUUUUCUGUCUGUCUUCCUGUUUCUUUUUUGGUGUUUCCUAGGAUCACCUCCCAAAUAAGCCUCUUGCUCUUGAAUCCUUUCUCUCAGAGACUAUUUCUGGAGCCAACUAGAACAGACUUGAUUUGGAAAAUAAGUCAUUAAUAGUGUUCUUGUUAUUUAUGGAAGGUUUUUAAAAGAAAAUUACUUUGGACAAAAUCUAAAAACAAGUAUUUUAACAUCUGGAUGUUGUAAUAAUUUAUAAUUCUAAAUAUUUUAGUUUGUCAUUUGUCUCAUAAUCACAUCAUGUUCAAUUUAAUUUUUUUAACUUCCUUUUAUAAGAAAGAAAAGAUUCAAGGUAAAAAUCUUAGGUAGAAAUCAAAGGUAAAGAUCUUAGAUAGAAAUCACUACUGGAUCUAUUUUUUAUUUUGUUCUAAAAAGUUAUAGAGUGAGUUACCUAUUUUGGUAGAAAUUGAAUUAAAACAGGGAAUUUGGUUCAGCCAAAGUUACAAAUUAUUUUCUACAUGGAUCCAACUUUCUCAUUUCUUACUAGGACCUGCUUGUUCACAACCAGGGACCAGGAUUAGACUUGUCUAACAUUGAUUGUAAGGAUAAUUUGGUUCCUGGAUCAUUUCCCCAAUAAUUAUUCUGUGAUCUUUAGUAAGGUAAAAUUUUUUGUGAUCUUAUUAAGGAUUAGGGAAUAGAGAAUAUAUAAAUUAAACUCCACAUUAAGAAAUUUAGUGCAUUGUAAGUUUAAAAAAAAAAAAAAAGGAAAUGCAGUCAAUUCCAAAUUUUUUUUGUGUGUGGAAUAUUAUUUGGAUUUUGUUGCCUCUUCUGCUUCUGCUUCUUGCUUGUGUCUUUUAUAGUUUUUUGAUAUUGCCUUGUUUGAAUUAAAAUUACUGGUUUUUGUAUGCUUUUUAAAAAAAUGAUGCGGAAAAUUUAUAUUCAUUUUAGGUACAUGUUAAUUAUCAGUCUUCUGCUUUCAUUCCCAUGUAAAAUUUGUGACUUACGUGUCUGAAAUGUACGUUCUUUUGAUUUGGCUUAUAAGAUGGAACAUAGACGAAAUUCAAGCAAGUUUACAGUUACGUUUAUAGAGUCAUACUAAGAUUAGCAUGCAGGAAUAUUGUUCUGUAGGAGAAACAAAACAUCUUAAGUUAUCCUAAUUAUAAAGCAACAUCCUUCGACAGCUCUUUGUUUUUUAGCAAAAUUACCACAAAAUGUAGAUAGAGUCUCUUUUCCCCUCAAAUGUAGUUACUUUGUGGUACGUUCAGAUUCUGCCAUGUUCUUUUGAAUUAUGGCAGAAUAUUUCUUGACCUUUCAAACUACAUUUGUCUUUUAGAAGUGGUCAAAAGUGAGCUGGGUGAUUAGAUUGGGUAAUAUGGUUUAGGGGAAAAACUAUGUAGUUAAAAAAGAAUAAAUCUGCCUUUCUCCUGGUAUUCAAUCGACCUGCUCUCAAGUGGAGGCCCAAAAAUAUUCUCCACAUGUAGUCUCUAAAAGUAAUUAUUCAUUUAUGAGUAUAAGUUCAGUUUUUUAAAUUAAUCUUGUUGCUAAUUUUAGAAAUGUUACAUCCAAGCUACUAUCUGAUUUAUUGCUAAAUCCAUAGUCAAGGGUUUUGGCAUUUCAAAUAUCUCAGUAUGGUAGGUUGAAAAUCUGGUGUAAGAACCAGUUUUUAAAGUGUGUCCAGAAAGCUGGCUCAUUUCCUGAACUCUAAAUACUUUCUGUAAGGAAUGUUAGAUAAAAUGAUUAAAAAUGGGGACUGUCCUUUUAAAGUCUUAGCUGGAAGCUGAAUUCUUGUCUUAAAUGUGCACAGUUUCAUGAUAAUGUAAAACAAAUCUGAAAAAUAGUCUCUUUUCAUCAGUUUCUAUAUUUUUCAUCAUCAGUAGGACACUUCUGCAAUACCUCAGUAGUAAGUAUUGAAAUGCAACCUUGCCUUUACUAGGUUGAAAAAGUGCUCCCCUGCCCUCUUUUAAUGUUAGGUAUUUGUAUUUGACAAUAUUGUGUCUGUCAAUGUUUGUUAUUUUGAAGAAUCUUUUAGGGUUAGUGUAUUCAUGAAAGUUCUACUUGGUGCGGUUGUCAGAUAAAAUUAGCUUGGAUGAAACAAUGAUGCAUGUUGUAACAGUUAAAAUAUCUUAAAAAUUUAUAUUUAAAAAAGCAGAUCUCCAUAACUGCUACAGGUAAUUUUGUAAUUUCUGAUCCUCAUAUUUGUUUUUGUCUUAGGAAAAUAUUGUACCUUGAUGCAGCUAUCUAAUCUCUGAUUUGCGUUUUCUGCUGUUUUAAAAAGCUUCACACUUACUGUCUCUUAAAAGCGAUUUUUAACUAAAUGUUUACAUUAUUGAAUGGGGAAGGUUGAACCAAUCCUUAGUACUAAAACAGGCUGAAAUUUAGGUCUGGUAUUUGGAAUGGAGUUUAUGACUCAGUGUCUAAAGGACAUCGCUUUUCACUCAGGUAUUGACUAUAGAGUUAAUAUUACAUUCAAAAUUACUUGAUUGUUAUUUACAUUUAUGUGUAAUUUAGAGAGUUUUGCAUUAUUAACAAGCUAUUUAUUACCACAUGUCAUUUAUGCUUUAUUUUUGAAAUGGAGAUUUAAAUAAUUUAAAAAAAAUAGAAAUAUAGCAAAUAUGCAGUAUGUGUCAUUACUUGUUUAUUACUGGAAAGCCACUUGGGGUCAGUGUGUGACAUCAGUUUUUAUAUGGUACAGUUAAAUGUUCCAUUUUUUUUUACUUAAAAUUUUACCUCUGUCUAAAGAGAUAUCUGUCCAUAAUAGAUGAAGGUUUCUGUCCCCAACUCAUGACAGAAGUUACUCUGCUAUCAAAUGGCUCAGAAAAGUAUUUUUAGCAGAAAUUUUGUAGUAAUUUCAAUACUACUUGUUAGCAAAAAAGCUUCUCUGGUAAGAAUCUUUAGCUUUUCCUGCCAAUUUCUACCCUGUCUCUUCUCCACCACCACUUUUUUAAUGGCAAAUGUUGCUUCCACCUUCUCUAAAAUUUUAGGACAACCAGACAUUGGAAAUUAGAGUUCUUUUCAAUAAAUUUUAGCCUUUUUGCCCAGGACAAAGGAGUACUGUGAUAAGUACAUAGACUUCAUUUCCUUCUCUUAUAAUGGGGUUUGCAGCACCCAACAUUCUUAAAGACUGAAAUGAACCUUUACCACAUUUUGUGUUCAUUUGCAGAUCAGCCUAGUAUACCCUUCAAGAAAGUAACAGAUGGGUUGAGUAGCAAAAUACAGAUAUUGAGGUUUUAGAAUAUGGGAAUUUUGUCAUGUUCAUUGAAGAAUGUUCUGUCAGAUGAAGAUAAUGAGGUUUAUAAAUGGAAAAUAUAAGACAAAGUUAAAAUGAAUAGCCAAAACAUUUUUUAAAAAUCCUAAACUUUAUUGAAGAUAGUUAAAUAGGUUGUCCCUAGAAAAGAAUACUGUAUGCUUUGAUUAUCCUGUCUGAUAUAUUUCUUCUAUGGAAUUGGAGACUAAAGUAAUAAAUGCCAAGAUAGAUCAAUCUGUCAUUGUCUCUCUCUCUCUCUCUCUCUCCCCCUCCCUCUCUCUGUCUCUCUCUCUCUCACACACACAGACACGCACACAACCACUGCCACCAUCACCAUCUGCUUUUAAUUAAUUGACACAGGCAAUUUAGUAAUAGUGUUACUGAUUAGAUUCUGUGAGGCUUAUUAUCUCCUAAUAUUUUAAACAUUUUUUCUAAGAUAAAAGACACUGAUCUGAAAAUAAAAGACACUGAUCUAUUUCCAUCCUCCUUUACUCUGUUAUACUUUUUCUCUGUAUAUUUAAAACACACACACAUACAUACACAACCUGCUUUUGUAGUCUUGAAUAGCUUACUGUUAACCUGGGAGGAACUUAGGUUUUCACUUCUCAGGCCAGCUCUAAACCUAUAGCUUUUGAGAGUAUAGGUGAUCUGUUCAUUUUCUAGUGUCCUUAGCCAUGACUCUUUAAAAUGGAGACCACAGCUCUGGGCAUUUACUACCCUUCACAAUAGCCCUGUAUUUGAGUGCGGGAAUGGUAGUGGGCAAAUUUUCCCCUUGAGAUGGUGUUCUUGGAUGCUGUAUUCACCAAAAACAAAGCAAAGCGAAAAACCCAGUCUUCCUCUUUCCCUUUUUCCCUUGUACUCACUUCUGUUUCCCUCUCCUCCUUCCUUGAAACACAUCAGGGAGAAUAAAACCCUGUAAGUAUAUAAAUUACUGUAUUUCAUAUUCUCAGUAGACUUACAACUUCAGCAUUUCUCCUAACGAAGAACUCCUACUAUGUUAGUUCAUCUUUGUAAAUGAUGGUUAAUUUAGGUAGCCUGUAAGUGUAUUGAAUUUAAUGAAAGGAUGAAGGAAAGAAAUGCCUAUAGGUUUCAUUGCUUAUGAUAAAUAAUGUUUUACUCUUUUGCCAAAUGAAAAAAAUAUUUAAGGGAAAAAUCAUUUUAUGCAAAUGUUUGUAAAUGUGUAUGUAAAUAUGUUUUCUUUACCUUUCAAAAAUCAUUUUAAUAAAAGUGUUUUUUUUUAGUUUU
This is a messenger RNA of Choloepus didactylus (southern two-toed sloth), 13055 nucleotides long. RefSeq names its product mediator of cell motility 1 (gene MEMO1). The record is from RefSeq and is a predicted model, not a curated record. Bases 338 to 1231 code for a protein of 297 amino acids. NCBI's taxonomy places the organism in Eukaryota, Metazoa, Chordata, Mammalia, Pilosa, Megalonychidae. The transcript is spliced from 9 exons.